Molecule: messenger RNA, 1721 nt
Organism: Musca domestica (house fly)
Lineage: Eukaryota; Metazoa; Arthropoda; Insecta; Diptera; Muscidae
Exons: 1
Coding region: 378-1349 (323 amino acids)
Biological process (GO): cellular response to hydrogen peroxide
Source: RefSeq, a predicted model, not a curated record
UCUCGACAGUCGACUUACAAAUCCCUAAUGGAAAAAUAUUGUUGAAAACAAAAAGCUAACAAAAAUAGGAAAAGUCAUUGUAUAUUAAGGUGUUUUUAAAGCAAAAAAAUAAAUAAAUCUUUAAAUUAUUUGUAAUUGAAGUUUUGUGAGCCCAACUUACGCGUAUUUUCUCACGAUGAAUGGCAUUUGGUGAAGGAGCAAGCAAGUUCUUAAAACUGGAAGCCAAGAAAUACUGUUCCUAUUCCUGUAUACAAAUUUCAAGGACGCCAACUGCGUGUAUAACAACCAGAAAAUUGUCAGAAUAUUUGCAGUAGAAAUAUCUUGCGGACAAGAACCCGUAAAGACAAGAGUAAUAAUAGACUUUACAUCGCUUCGCCAUGGCAGCAGACGAGGAGUUGCCAGAAGAACUGGAUAAGUUGCAAAUCACACCGAACUUACCCCAGGUCAAAUUGCUCGACACUAAUCUUCCUCUGGUUUUAAAUCCAUUCUUCGACGAGGAAGUAAAAACAACAAGUGAAGCGACACAAAGGACAAUCGAAGGACAAUCUCCAAGGGAAUCUCGAAUAAGAACUUGUCGCACAUGUCGCUUUAGACGAGCAUCAGAGAGUAAUGUUCUAGAAGAGCUGAAGAUAGCAGCAAGUUCUAAUAGUAGUUCAGCAGAAUCUUUAAUUGCAUCAAAUGCUUCGGGGGGAGUUCAAAAGCCAACAUUUAAAAAAUGCAUAUCGUCAUCAGCUGGAAAUCCCGGUAGAAAGCUAAUACUGCGUGAACCCGUGUUGAGGGCAAUGUCCCUGUGUUUGCAUCCACAGAGUAGUGUACGACGUAAAUUAAUGCUUCCAACGCCUCACGCCGGACAAAGUCAGAGUCUUGAAACCAAUGAACGCUUACCUAUGGCCUCGAAGGGGAUUAGCGAUUUCCGAGAUCUUAUCGAAGAAUGUCGAAGUCUUUUGACAGAGGACGUCGAUUUUAGCGGUCGCUUGAAUAAGCUAAGUUUGUCCAACAAAAAUUUCAAGAACUUUACAAAGAUGCAAACACAGACCUGCAACAAAUCCCGGAAUAGAGUAGCACAAAACCAACAAAAAUGUUCAACCACAAGAUCAGAUGUUGCAAGCGGAGGCUGUGUCAAUGAUUCUAAUGGCCAAACACAUCACCAGGGUUCGUUGUCACAGCCUCCUUUAACUAUGCAACGCAGUGGUUCUUCACAUACUUCAUGUUCUCAGCAGGCUGCUGGAAAUACAGCUGCAACAGCGGCAUCCGACGAUGUGACCAUUGAUGAGCUGGCCUGUUAUUUUGAUACAUUCGUCCACAUACCCAAGAAGAUGUCGACCAUGGCAGAAAUGAUGUACAUAUAGGUAGAAUUAACUUCAUACAACCACAGUAAAUAUUAUUAGUUUUAUACUAGAAACAAAGAACGGUGAAUGAACAUAAACUCUGAUCCCUCGUUUCAUUCCUUAUUUGCCCACAUAUUGAAAUAACAUAAUACAACUGUUUUCUGAUUUAUUCAUAAAAAUUUUUUGCAUUAUUUUUGCUAAAUUCUAUUCGUAUUAAUCAACGCCUGGAAACUAUUUACGAAUUCUUUUUAUACACAAUUAUAUUAUUUUGUACGUUUGGAGUCUUGAGCAUGAACAAGCCGAAUGAUUUACAAUUUUAAAUGCUGUGUAAAGAAAAUGUUUUACUAGAAUUAAUGGAUUUUAUUGUUUACAAAUAAAUGUGUUUUAACCAAA